ACAGUCUUUGGGCGGGGUCUCUCUUCAAAACUCAACGCGAAUGUCUUCAUUUUUCCUGGGUGUGGUUUCAGACAGUUCCGUUAGCAGGAAAUUCAGCUAGAGACCUACUCAGAGCUGCGAGCGCAAGAUAACACUGAGCCACACAAACUUGAGAAAACUGCCGAAAAGAAAAAAAAAAAGAACAAGUUAAUCCAAAAGAGUUUUGUUUAAACGGUGUGAAAUAACUUCUCUUGGCAGUGUUUGUCUUGUGAAAAACCUUGCUGCUGGGGAAAGCUGAUGGGCAAAAGUUAGAAUUGCUGAAAAGUUUCGAGAGUACAGUUCAUUUUCUCAAAGCUCUGAGCAGACCGAGACAGGAAAAUGCCGAAAACCAUCAGCGUGCGAGUCACCACAAUGGAUGCAGAGCUGGAGUUUGCUAUCCAGCCCAACACGACUGGCAAACAGCUCUUUGAUCAGGUGGUGAAGACCAUCGGCCUGAGGGAGGUGUGGUUCUUCGGACUGCAGUACCAGGACACCAAGAGCUUCUCCACAUGGCUCAAGCUCAACAAGAAGGUGACUGCCCAGGAUGUGCGCAAGGAAAGCCCCCUGCUGUUCAAGUUCCGUGCGAAGUUCUACCCCGAGGACGUGUCCGAGGAGCUGAUCCAGGACAUCACGCAGCGCCUCUUCUUCCUGCAGGUCAAGGAGGGGCUCCUCAACGAUGACAUCUACUGCCCGCCCGAGACCGCCGUGCUGCUCGGCUCCUACGCCGUGCAAGCCAAGUACGGAGACUUCAACAAAGACCUGCACAAAACAGGCUACCUGAGCAAUGACAAGCUGCUGCCACAGAGAGUGUUGGAGCAGCACAAGCUGAACAAGGAGCAGUGGGAAGAGCGGAUUCAGGUCUGGCACGAGGAACACAGAGGAAUUCUAAGAGAGGAUUCCAUGAUGGAGUACCUGAAGAUCGCCCAGGAUCUGGAAAUGUACGGAGUGAACUAUUUCAGCAUCAAGAACAAGAAAGGCUCUGAACUGUGGCUGGGAGUGGACGCCCUGGGACUCAAUAUAUACGAGCAUAAUGACAAGAUGAACCCUAAGAUUGGAUUCCCAUGGAGUGAAAUCAGAAAUAUUUCCUUUAACGAUAAGAAGUUUGUAAUCAAGCCGAUUGACAAAAAAGCUCCUGACUUUGUGUUCUACGCCCCUCGUCUGAGGAUCAACAAGCGCAUCCUGGCUCUGUGCAUGGGUAACCACGAGCUGUACAUGCGGCGACGCAAGCCCGACACCAUCGAGGUGCAACAGAUGAAGGCGCAGGCCCGCGAGGAGAAGCACCAGAAGCAGAUGGACAGGGCACUGCUGGAGAAUGAGAAGAAGAAGCGAGAGAUGGCUGAGAAGGACAAGGAGAAGAUUGAGAAGGAGAAGGCAGAGCUGAUGGAAAAGCUCGCCCUGAUUGAGGAGCAGACAAAGAAGGCCCAGCAAGAGCUGGAGGAGCAGACCCGACGGGCCAUCGAGCUGGAUCAGGAGAGGAAGCGGGCCAAGGAGGAGGCAGAGAGGCUGGAGAAGGAGCGCAGGAUGGCAGAGGAGGCCAAGGCCGCCCUGCUGCAUCAGUCUGAGAGCCAAAUGAAGAACCAGGAGCACCUGGCCACUGAACUGGCGGAAUUAACUUCGAAAAUCUCCCUCCUGGAGGACACCCAGAAGAAGAAGGAAACCGAAGCCAUGGAGUGGCAGCAGAAGGCAGCCUCGGUCCAGGAGGACCUGGAGAGGACCAAGGAGGAGCUGAGGAAGAAGGUGAUGGUGUGUCACGUUCAGGAGCCAGUCCACUCAGAGAAUGAGAACGACGAGAACGAGGAGAACGGAGCCGAGGCCAGUGCAGAGCUCACGUCAGAGGGGACCAUCCAAGACCGCAGUGAGGAGGAGCGCAGGACCGAGGCCGAGAAGAACGAGCGCGUGCAGAAGCACCUCCUGGCUCUGACCUCCGAGCUCGCCAACGCCCGGGACGAGACCAAGAAAACGGCGAACGACAUGAUACACGCGGAGAACGUGCGGGCGGGGCGCGACAAGUACAAGACGCUGCGCCAGAUCCGGCAGGGCAACACCAAACAGCGUGUCGACGAGUUUGAGUCCAUGUGAUCUGCACCAGCCAGUCGCACCACAGAGGAGUCCCAGCGGGCCUGUCGCCCUUCACUGCAAACCUGCUUUCACUGGACUCUGAAAAGAACAACACUGAUUGCAUUGCUAUCACUGUUUAACAAUAUGGAGGGGAUCUUUUGCCUUCAUAUUGCAGCCUGCAGCAUAGUUCCUUUAGUCCCGCUUGCAAUUUAAUUCCAGUUGUAGUCUGAACUGAUCAGUACAGGAGCUACAUCUUUAUCUACCAUGUCCAGUUUUCUUAUGCAAACUUCAUCCCUGUGCUGUAAUUUAACCUUGAUGAUACAAGCCACCAAUGGAAUAGAAUUAAAGUUAAAUAUUGAGAUAGGCAUCAUGUGGUAAAGUCAGUAUUAUGUGAGUGGAACUUUGCACUACCUCAGUGCUACACACACACACACGCACACACACAUUAUAUAUAUAUAUACAUAUAUAUAUAUGUCUGUUUUGCCAAUUGGCCACAUUGCCAAAGGAAACCAACAACUCAAGUUGCAACCAAGUGGCAACAAAGUGACAUUUGCACCCAGAAUUAACACUGGUAUAAAUAUAAGAGACUGCAGGACAUAUUUCACAGUGUCCAGUUGUGCAGCUACCGCAAGACUCGAAAUCCUUUUAUAUGUUGUGCCUUUAAAGCAAUACAAUGUGAAGUGCAGGUUUGCAGUGUGUAAAACGGCAGGUCCGCCAGUGUCAGUAAUUUCAGUAAAGGAUGAAAAAUGCCGAAAAAAAACUGUAUUUCUUAAAAUUUUAAGCUUUUUUUUUUUUUUAACUGUACAAUAUUGUGUUCUUGGAAAGGCACAUAAUUCCCACCUGUGAACGCAAUGAAAGGCAAAUACGUACUUUUGCAGUAUUAUUAAAAAAAAAAAAAAAAAUUCAGUAUUAGAAAUGUUUAUUCAAUAAAUUCAAUACAUAGCAUUGCAAAGCCACAAUUAGUGCUUUCUGCUUGGUUACACAUCUCAAUGAGUAUUCUAUUUUCAAUGUGUAUCUACUAUAAUGGCUCUCUUAUACCUGUGCACAGUUUCAUAGAUACAUAGGAGGUUUUUUAUAUAACAAAUCUGUAUAUUAAAAGCACCAGCUGUUUUAAAAAGGAUUUAAAAAAAAAAAAAAAUGUCGCUUGAUUGUUAAGACUUGUAGAACAUUUUUUGUUUGUAUUAAAAAACAGAUAAAAAGAACUAGCUUUUUGAUUUUUGUAAAAGAAGCGUCUAUUUACUAAUGUAACCGUCCCAUUGGCAUGUUAGUUUUACGUUUUUGUUCAUUUAAAUUAUGUGAAAGACAAAAAAAAAAAAAAAAAAGUUCCUAUCUAAAGAAUGUUAAUAUUGUUGUGUUGCUGUAUUUCUAAUGCCAAGCGGAGCUUGUUCUGCUGAUAGGUUUGCUGCUCAGAAAGCAUUCUCAAACUGUUAAUAAAAUUGAACAAAUAAAGAAAACUCGAAGAGUGACGUUUUGAUUUCCGUAGUAAGCGGUUCUAGUGAAGCAGUAAUCAGAGGGGCUUUGGGUAGUCAUGCUUUUGUGCCGGGUCCUGGUGAUAACCAUUGUCCAGUGGAUUGUUGCUCUUGUGGGUCGUUUUAAAGUUAUUUUAAAUAAUGUUUUAAAGUGUGUUUUAUUGGAUUUAAUAAAGUUUGAUAUUCAUGAUA
Acipenser ruthenus (sterlet) is the source of this 3737-nucleotide messenger RNA. Its product is annotated as moesin. The record is from RefSeq and is a predicted model, not a curated record. Gene Ontology annotation, cellular component: microvillus; cytoskeleton; filopodium. Bases 358 to 2097 code for a protein of 579 amino acids. Lineage: Eukaryota; Metazoa; Chordata; Actinopteri; Acipenseriformes; Acipenseridae. Gene Ontology annotation, molecular function: actin binding; cell adhesion molecule binding. The transcript has 13 exons. Gene Ontology annotation, biological process: positive regulation of protein localization to early endosome; regulation of cell shape; positive regulation of early endosome to late endosome transport.